AUGAUCGACACCAAGCUGGAAGACAUCAGAGCGGCGGUCGCCGAAUGCCACGUCGGCAAGGACGGGUCCACCCACGAGGCCAGGCAACAGGAGAACGCCCGGCGAAUACGUGUUUUCAAAAAGCUCGACGCGUAUGCCCAGGAUCUGGUGCAGCAGCUUGCUGCCGCUGCUGCCUCGAAUGAGGACACAUCCAGGAUCGAGGGCACCCUGGUGCCGGCAUGCUUGCAACGGGCAGGCCCGCCAACGGGAGCUGGAUGCCCUGGCGUCGACACUGGUGGAUUCGUCGUGUCGAUACCCCUGAUCAUGCUCACCAUGGUCGAGCAGCAGAUCUUUCUCGCACUCAACGGCGGCAGCAACGGGGGGGCGGGCAACAGCGGCGGCCUCUCGUCCAUCCUCAUACGCCUGGAUUGCGCGUGGCUCCUGCUGCUGAUGGGGAUUCAGGUCCGGGCCGAGUUCAUGGGCGAGUCGCUGUCGCGCCCGGCGAUGCUCCUGUUCACCCACGUCAGCACCCUCGACGCCGUCGUCAUCUUGGGGACGUUGCCUCGGGCUCUGUGCGCGGUGGUCAAGGAGGAGCUGCUUGCCGUCCCCGUGCUAGGGUGGAUCAUGGCUUCGCGUGGCGCCAUCCCGAUCAACCGAGGCCAUCGUGCCUCCGCAGUGCAGGCACUAGCGGAGGCGGCCGAGCGAGCGAGAGAGCUCCAGAUGUUCGUGGCGAUGGCGCCCGAAGGCACACGGUCAAAGACGGGCCAGCUGGGACCCUUCAAGAAGGGAGCGUUCCACAUGCAGGAACAGCUGCAGUGGCCGGUGAUCCCCGUCACGAUUCACGGAGCGUACGAGCUGUUCCCUUUGAAGUGGAACGUAAAUCAGUGCGGCAAGGUGGUGGUGAAGUAUCACAGACCAAUCGAAGCGGCCGAGAUCAAGUCUCGCGAGGGGCUAUCACAGAGAUUGAGGCAGGAAAUUCUGGAGGCCCUGGACCAGGACGAUGUGCCAGAGGCCGGCGCUGCCCUCGACCCUUCCCGCCGCGCGGCCAGCCUCGCCGCGACGGCCUUCACCUACUUGGCGGCCGCGCGCGCGGUGAAGGCUCUGGUGAGCUUCUCGCGGAGGGAGGGCGUAGCCGUCUGGGCGCUGGUCGCCGGGGCCGUCGCGUACGUCUUCCUCUCGACGGUGUUCGUGUUCUACGUGUACGCGAGGAAGUGCUUCAGCGCUCCGCGCCGUGUUGGUGUUCGUGGCGGGGGUGGUGCGGGGACGGUGUCUGGCGGGUUAGGGUUGACAGACGAUGGGGUGGCGGUGAAUGGUUGGGAGGGGCACGGCGGUGGUUCCGCGGGACUCUCGAGAGGGGGAGAAGGCCGGAGCCGCGACGGCGAGUCAGACGUGACAGAACAGAUGAAGGAUAGGUAGAAGAGAUCGAAUGUUGUGUUCAUGUAGGUGUGAGUGCCGGGCAAGACAGACUGGAGCACCAGGCCUGCCUGGAGCGGUGGUGUCGGUCGUUUGUGAAGUAUAAGAACGACAUACGUGUGACUGGUGUGCCACCGCUGCCGUGGGGGACUGUUGGCGUUUUCGUGCCGUGUGUUUGUAAGGAAUUUGUCUGAAAAAGAGGAUUAAAAAGAAAUGAUCAACGCCGUGGCGGCUCGGGGCGAACACAACUCCGCGUGGAUUGUGCACUCGGCAGUGUGCUUGGCGAGGGUUGCUUUUGAUAUUUGUGCUUCCAAAGCGGUAGUAAUAGCAGUAGUGGACGCCGUUUUGGGUGACGUGUUUUGCCAGUUUUGACGCUAGUGCGCGUGUUCAUGUGGAGCGCCUGAAACAAAUCUGUGUUGUGGGCCAAAGGACAGCGUAGCGCGAGCUGCAGGAACGAUGCACAGGCAGCUGGACCUGCAGAGCCGUAUGAGCGCAGAGUCGGAACACGGUGCUGUCGCUCAUGCACACGCAAGUGCAUGCAUCUGCGCUCGACCCACCGCUCUUUCCUUCAAGACACCUGUCUGGGGCAAACAUUUUUGACUAUUUUCGCAGGACGAGGCUUCCUAAAGGAUGAAUAGUGUAAACGGUUGAGGCCCGGACACACUGGAUAAACCGACCUGUCUCGUCUUGCGUUUGCCCGCCCCGUCGUGCUGAGGGUGGUGCGCUUUUUGUGGAAGGAGCUUGCCCGUAAACGUGCAGUUCGGGCUUCUCGUGUCGUGAGGGAGUUAGUUGGUUGGGGGAGGAGGUUGAGCAUGGCAGCAACCGAUUUGAUGUUGUGUAUCCUCGUUUGUUGUCUAGUUGUGUGUGCCUAUUUGCUGUGCUCGUUGGGUACGUGGGCGAUGUUGCGGGCAAGGGGAGAUUCAACUGAGCACCGCGACAUAAUAACCGGGUUCCUCUAGGCUGUCGAAAUGCCCGCACUCCUGUAUGGAGGCGCCUGAGGGGUGGAAAAGGGGACGAUAGGCGAAAUCGACUCGAGCGACCCCCGUUCGUGGUUGGAGGAACUUGAGAUACGCGAUUAUUAUAGUAUGAAAGCUUUAUUGGAGCGAUCUCGAUAGGGAACGAGGAAGUAGGAAAGUGUUGUCCCUCUGGCGCGUACGUGGGCGCUCGGAGAACGUCUUUGCGUGCACGACGGGAAGGAGGUAUUCGUUCGAGUUGUGCUCGUGCGCGAUGGGCAGGCCUUUCGUGCCUUCGUAGCUCCGUAGGCUCCGCCCUCUGUCUACGUCGCGCGCAAGGUGCUCGUGUUGAAGCGAGGCGACCGGCGAGAUACGGCCGCGCCCUUGCUUGCUACGGCGUUUUGGCGCACGCACGCAUAGCCAUGUUUGCAACUCGGGAGACAGUAGCCGAAGAACGCUUCAAGAGAAGCGAGGCGACGUGUUGCUCGCUUUCGGCCGCGAAUCGU
Messenger RNA from Ectocarpus siliculosus, 2851 nucleotides. The record is from the annotation of a GenBank genome assembly. Lineage: Eukaryota; Phaeophyceae; Ectocarpales; Ectocarpaceae.